Wasmannia auropunctata (little fire ant) is the source of this 1203-nucleotide messenger RNA. RefSeq names its product ribosome biogenesis protein BRX1 homolog. Gene Ontology annotation, cellular component: nucleolus. Gene Ontology annotation, molecular function: rRNA binding. Gene Ontology annotation, biological process: ribosomal large subunit assembly; rRNA processing. The coding region runs from base 129 to 1160 and encodes 343 amino acids. The transcript is spliced from 4 exons. The record is from RefSeq and is a predicted model, not a curated record. NCBI's taxonomy places the organism in Eukaryota, Metazoa, Arthropoda, Insecta, Hymenoptera, Formicidae.
ACUGUGUAGUAAAAAAAUAUCAAAACACGUGUUGUGGGCCGAUUGUGGACUUCAAAUCUCCUCGUUGUUUUGUGCACUUGAGAGAAAGGCCUUCUUAUUAAUUUUUCUCAUUAUCAUUUGUUCCUGUAAUGACGAAGAUUUUAAAGAGAAAGCAGAAGGAAGAUGUGGAGAAAGAAGAUAGGCCGAAAAAAAAGAUGUCAGAUGAGCCUGCCGCUAAAAAGGUGAAGUGGAUCAACAGGCAACGAGUGUUGGUGUUCGCUACUCGAGGUAUCAAUCACAGGCAUCGACAUCUCAUGGAGGACUUAAAGAGACUGAUGCCGCAUCACCGUCCCGAAUGCAAGAUGGAACGCACGAGGAAUCUACAAGUGGUGAACGAAAUGUGCGAGAUGAAGAAUUGCAGCAAGGCUAUCCUGUUCGAGGGUCGAAUGAAGCGGGACCUUUACGUGUGGCUCGCUAAUGUGCCUGCUGGUCCAAGCGCAAAAUUUCUCGUAGAAAACAUUUAUACAAUGGGUGAGCUGAAGAUGACUGGAAACUGUUUGAAGGGGUCUCGCCCGUUGCUAUCAUUCGAUGAAAAUUUUACCACACACACGCAUUAUGCUCUCUUGAAGGAAUUACUGACGCAGAUCUUUGGCGUGCCGAAUCAUCAUCCUAAAAGCCAACCGUUCUUCGAUCACGUAUACACGUUCAAUAUCCUGGACAACAGGAUAUGGUUCCGAAACUUCCAAAUUUUAACGGAGGACGGUGCACUAGCUGAAAUUGGUCCAAGAUUUGUCUUAAAUCCAGUCAAGAUAUUUAGUGGAAGCUUCGGCAGUGAUACUUUGUGGGACAAUCCUCAUUAUAUUUCCCCUGCCAAGUUUCGACAGUCGUUGACGAAAAAGGCUGCCAACAAGUACAUAAACAGAGUGGAACAGAAAAUGGUACAACAAGCAAAUAAACCUGAAUUAUCUUACGCACUUAAUCCCACAGAUGAGAUAUUUAAGGGUGAUUUAUUGGAGAAAGCAGUAGAAUUGGAAGAAAAAUUUGAAACGGAUGAAAAGAAAAAUACAAAAAAGCUUGUGAAAAAUAAAGUAAAAAAGAUAAAAAAGAAGCCUGUGGUUACUAAAAAAGUUAAAAAGGUGAAAUCUGUGAAGUCAAAAAUCUCGAAAAAAAAGAAGAAAUGAAUAUUACUUUGUAAAAUUAUUAAUAAAAUAUACUUUAAAUGAA